Messenger RNA from Pseudophryne corroboree (corroboree frog), 3340 nucleotides. RefSeq names its product oocyte zinc finger protein XlCOF22-like. Gene Ontology annotation, molecular function: RNA polymerase II transcription regulatory region sequence-specific DNA binding; DNA-binding transcription factor activity, RNA polymerase II-specific. The record is from RefSeq and is a predicted model, not a curated record. Bases 256 to 2076 code for a protein of 606 amino acids. Gene Ontology annotation, biological process: regulation of transcription by RNA polymerase II. Gene Ontology annotation, cellular component: nucleus. NCBI's taxonomy places the organism in Eukaryota, Metazoa, Chordata, Amphibia, Anura, Myobatrachidae. The transcript is spliced from 4 exons.
CCCAGUAACAGAGAUACCCCAGAGAGAUGUCCCCGUCCUCUGUAUUCCCAGGAUUGUACAGAGGAGAAUCACAGGACCCAACAGGAGGAUCAGGUAGAACGUCUUUCUCGUAUAAAGGCAGAAGAUAUAAGGAGAGAAGAAGAGACGUAUGUGACUGAUAUAAAGGCAGAAGAUAUAGAUGGAGAAGAAGAGACGUAUGUGACUGUUAUAAAGGUAGAAGAUAUAGAGGGAGAAGAAGAGCUGUGUGUGACUGAUAUGAAGGCAGAAGAUAUAGAGGGAGAAGAAGAGACGUAUGUGACUGAUAUAAAGGCAGAAGAUAUAGAGGGAGAAGAAGAGAAGUAUGUGACUGAUAUGAAGGCAGAAGAUAUACAGAGGGAAGAAGAGAAGUAUGUGACUGAUAUAAAGGCAGAAGAUAUAGAGGAAGAAGAAGAGACGUAUGUGACUGAUAUGAAGGCAGAAGAUAUGGAGGGAGAAGAAGAGACGUAUGUGACUGAUAUAAAGGCAGAAGAUAUAGAUGGAGAAGAAGAGAUGUAUGUGAGGGGUGAUCAGCAGUGUAAGGAGGAGGAGAUCCCUACAGAUAUCAGCACAGCAGAUGGACACACAAGCAGGAAUAUCUCAGAAGGACAUCUAAUGCUAUCCCUGGAUUCUGAAAUAACAGAUAAUGACAGUAUACAGGAUUCGCCAGGAGAUAACCCCAUUACCCCAAUUAUACAUCCAGCUCUAUCAGCUGAUCCCUCUGAUCCUGGGAAAUGUUCUCCUGAUCACUCUGAUAUUGGAGCAUCUGUUACAGCUCUGAGAGUAGAUACAGUGUUUCCCUGUUCUAUAGAUGCCAUAUGUUUUACACAGAACACAAACCUUAUUACUCAUCAGCCAGCUAAGGCAGGUGAGAGGCCAUUUCCAUGUUCUGAGUGUGGGAAAUGUUUUACAUACAAAUCAGCUCUUGUUACACAUCAGAGAAGUCACACAGGUGAGAAGCCGUAUUCCUGUUCUGAGUGUGGGAAAUGUUUUGCAUGUAAAUCAGGUCUUGUUAUACAUCAGAGAAGUCACACAGGUGAGAUGCCAUUUUCCUGUUCUGAGUGUGGGAAAUGUUUUUCAUCGAAAUACCAUCUUGUUAGUCAUCAGAGUAGUCACACAGGUGAGAAGCCAUAUUCCUGUUCUGAGUGUAGGAAAUGUUUUGCACGGAAACCAGAUCUUGUUCUACAUCAGAGAAGUCACACAGGUGAGAAGCCAUAUUCCUGUUCUGAGUGUGGGAAAUGUUUUGCAUGUAAAUCAGGUCUUGUUAUACAUCAGAGAAGUCACACAGGUGAGAAGCCAUAUUCCUGUUCUGAGUGUAGGAAAUGUUUUGCACGGAAAUCACAUCUUGUUAUACAUCAGAGAAGUCACACAGGUGAGAAGCCGUAUUCCUGUUCUGAGUGUGGGAAAUGUUUUGCACACAAAUCACAUUUUGUUAUACAUCAGAGAAGUCACACAGGUGAGAAGCCGUAUUCCUGUUCUGAGUGUGGGAAAUGUUUUUCAUCUAAACCAGAUCUUAUUAGUCAUCAGAGAAGUCACACAGGUGAGAAGCCGUAUUCCUGUUCUGAGUGUGGGAAAUGUUUUGCACACAAAUCACAAUUUGUUAUUCAUCAGCAUGCUCACACAGGUGAGAUGCCAUUUUCCUGUUCUGAGUGUGGGAAAUGUUUCGCACAGAAAUCCUCUCUUGUUACACAUCAGAGAAUUCACACAGGUGAGAAGCCGUAUUCCUGUUCUGAGUGUGGGAAAUGUUUCGCACAGAAAUCAGCUCUUGUUACACAUCAGAGAAUUCACACAGGUGAGAAGCCGUAUUCCUGUUCUGAGUGUGGGAAAUGUUUUGCACAGAAAUCACAUCUUGUUACACAUCAGAGAAGUUACACAGGUGAGAAGCCAUUUCCCUGUUCUGAGUGUGGGAAAUGUUUUGCAUAUAAAUCACAUCUUGUUACACAUCAGAGGAGUCACACAGAUGAGAAGCCAUUUUCAUGCUGUGAGAGAAAUAAAUCCGCUCUUGUUGAACACAUUAGACAUUACCCAAGUACGGAACCAUUUACAUCUUCUGGAGUAUAAUUAUCACUGUCGUCCAAUGUUCCUCGGGUGAAUCCUAUCUCCUAUGCUUUAUAAAAUAUACAUGCUACCACUGGGUGAUAUAAUCAGACGUCAUGGCCUGGUCUACCACUGCUAUGCAGAUGACCUGCUUUUUGCUCCAUGUACUGAGAACCGAAUACCAAUAAAUGGUUGUCUAGCUGAGCGCCAGGGGUGGAUGAUGCCAGUUGGCUGUGACUCAGUCUUUGUGAAACAUAAUAGAAGCUCACCAACAAAGGACAAGACUACAGCUUUACCAACCAUCUGGAUUUAUGCUUUGGUGUUCAGAAUUGCAAAAUACUGAAUAUGUGCUGAAUCUUUGUGUUGUCCUGGUAUGUGGCUGACACAGACAUCAGGUAUCUGCCACAUACAAAUCCUCAUUCUUCCAUCUGUGGACCAUAGCCAGAAUCAAGCACUUGAUUCCCUCAGAAGUUCAUAGACUACUGCAAUGCCAUCUACCUGGGUCACCCAGCAAAAGAAUUACAAAGCUUGCAGCUAGUACAGAAUGCAGCAGCCAGGCUGUUACCUAACCUGCCCGUUCCUGCCUCCUAACACCCAUUCUCUACUCCCUUCACCGGCUGCCUGUAAGAUGGAAAAUCUAUUUCAUUAUUGGCUAACUGACCUUCCCAGCCCAACAUUACAUGGUCCAAGGUACUAGAAGCAGCUUCUGCCUCCUUACUGCCCUGCUUGCUGGCUUCUACAGAUGAAGGACUGUUACCAGCAGUACCAAGAAUCUCCUGUCCUUCAUUUAUGGGUUGAACGUUUAGUUUUGCAGCCCUGACCAUGGAACUCACUGCCUUGCACAGUCCAAGAGGCCUCCACUCUAGAGACCUUCACAAGCAGACUGAUGACUGUUACUCAGCUUUUCAUUAAUGUACCUCUAUUUACUUCCUAAAUAAUACAUCCCAAAUGCUUAGGUCUUUUUUCUGCUGUUUAUUUUGUAUCGUGUGCUUUGUGUAAAUGUGAAUGUCUAAUACCAGUUUGCACAAUCUGUAUUGCUGCACGACAAUAUGGCGGCCAUUGGAACGUGUUUUCACUUCUAGUUUGCCUAACUUGUUGCAGACACUCAUCUUGAUCAGGAGUGCUGAGUGUUUUCUGAUACAAGAUCCUAUCCAUAUAUACCCUGUACAUUACCAUGUGCAUUAGAGUCACCCGGGUUCCAUCUGCGGUGGUUUGUUGUAUGUUACAUCUAUAUGGUGCGGAUACUCCCCUGUAUGAUUUCAUAAUAAAAGCUUUUGUUUGCAUCUAA